AUGGCAGAAGCCGCCGACACUACUACCGGGAAUGUCAAUCCUGACAAGCCAUUUGAUGUCUUUGAGAACGACGUAGAGGGCGAGAAAGGCGAAGGUGUGAAAGGCGAAGGAGCUGAGGAAGGCGCGGACAAGAAUGGAAAUGACAAGACAGCCGCCAAUGGUGGAAAACGUGGUGGGACCGUGUGGGUGCAAGUACUGGUGGGAAGCGAGAAGAUUGGACAACCCUCCGAGUUUCCGACGCCUCAUAAUGUGGACGCCUUGAAGAGAAAAGUAAAGGAGGAUUACGCCGAGCUCAAAGACAUGUCACCGGCUCGUUUUCAAGUUUUCCAUUCCUCCGUUACCAGGGAGGGUUGUGCUACACCCUUGGCGGCCAACUCCUUUGUCCCGCUCAUGGCUGUAUAUGACGAUCCCAUCAAGGUGGUAGCACCCGUACCAAAAAUACCAAGAUAUGCCGCUGCUCCUGCUCCUAUGCCUGCCACUACCACAACAGGCUUCCCCGAGCCACCCAUAAAACGGGGGCGCGGUCGUCCUUCUCGCAAAAGCACUCUUAGUGUGGAACAAUACAAGGCCGCCAUGAUGGCACAGGCUUCCGGACAAUCUCCCACAAACGGUGCCACCCUGUCUCCUGCUACGGCAACCCCGACAUACGCCGCGGUAGCCGCAGGCACUCAGCAUGUCCCCAACCGCAAACGACCAUUGGAGGAUUAUGAAUGGCACACGACCACCGGAGAGGAACAUGACGCCAUGAAAAUGCGCACGGGCACGUCCCGACGGUGCACUAUCUGCAUGAGGAGAACCGUUUACGAAUGCACCCACGAAGACUGUCAAGCGCGGAUCAAAUCAUGUGGAAUGGGCAAGGAACUGUACGGGUUCCCCAUCUGUGGAAGAUCAUCUGCGGUGCGGGUGGACACGGAAAAAUACGGUCCGUACAAUACCAAGACAUGUUUGCAGAUACAUACGGAAAAACAGGUGGGGCGUGUACACUACUGA
Messenger RNA from Seminavis robusta, 990 nucleotides. NCBI's taxonomy places the organism in Eukaryota, Bacillariophyta, Bacillariophyceae, Naviculales, Naviculaceae. The record is from the annotation of a GenBank genome assembly.